Molecule: messenger RNA, 1362 nt
Organism: Diaporthe amygdali
Lineage: Eukaryota; Fungi; Ascomycota; Sordariomycetes; Diaporthales; Diaporthaceae
Exons: 5
Coding region: 1-1362 (453 amino acids)
Biological process (GO): positive regulation of transcription by RNA polymerase II
Cellular component (GO): nucleus
Molecular function (GO): DNA-binding transcription factor activity; transcription cis-regulatory region binding
Source: RefSeq, a predicted model, not a curated record
AUGAAAGCGGCACAAGGCUGUUGGACAUGUAAGAAUUUCGUCGCAUGCAGUGUAGCAGGUCUUGCCAGCGUCGAAAGGUACCCUCAAAGCCGGGAGCGCAGAUACUUGAACUUUACCAAUAGGGAUUUUCGCCUUGCCGAGAAGCGCCUUGCCGAGACACACCUCACCUGGCAUCCUUUCAUGGAAAGAAUCUCUGCAAGACCAAGCCUUGCUCUCUCGCCCCACUCACCCGUAGUUGGCGAAGAUGCCAUGCUCUUGGCUUAUUACGAGCAGAUCAUAGCACCAAUGUGUUCAACAACUCGGGCGCUAAACGGCUUUCGACAUCACAUUCUGUCCAUAGCAUUGUCCCGCCGAGAUCGGGCCACAAGAGCUUUGUGCCGCUCCAUGCUGGCUAUUGCCGCACAUCACCGUCAGAGACCACGUGCUGCGCUGACUCACAAAACGGGCGCCAUGAAGGCUCUGUACGAAUCUCUCGCAGCGCCAUCAGACGAUGAUUCAGUUCUAGGCGCCGAGGCACAACUAGCUACUAGCAUGAUGCUGUGCAUGUAUGAUGUCUUCGAUGAACAAGAAGCUCAAUUUCAUUUGCACCUGAACGGCGCUAAGAAGAUCUUGAGCAAAAUGAGUCCGCUCCAACGGGAGCACCCGGUGUCCCAAUUUCUCAUGGAAUGGUUGCUGUAUUAUGAUGUUCUGAGCGACUUCGCUCAUCCUUGUCGAAGUAUUCAGGAUGAGUUGAGACUACCUUUCUACUCAAAUCCGGUGCCAAAUUUGAUAGUUGGCCUUCUCGGCUGCUCUAUAGAGGUCUUCGAAAGUAUCUCUUCCAUCAACCAAAUGCGCACAAUGAUACUUGACCUAGAUGCCGAACAUCAUGUCCCGGAUAAGACUUUCGAGCAAAGAGCGGCUGUAGAACAGAAAUUACAGAUUGCAUGGCAGCAGCUGAGCCCCGAUGAAGUCGCCACCUCCACGGACGCACAAAUGAAAGCUGCAUUGGCGACCGCAGAACUGUAUCGUUUAGCGAGUCUACUGUAUCUACAGCGUGUUGUACCUGACAUCGGCGACGAGGUGCGAAGGGCGGCCUACUUACGCCAGGCAUUUGCAGCUUUGAAUGAUGUCCCAGUAGCCACAGGACCAUGGCCUGUUUUUAUAGUCGCAUGCGAAGCACGUACGGACGAGGGGCGCAUUUAUAUCCUCGAAAUUCUCGAUCAAAUGGACAAGGUUCGAAAUGUUGGGAAUGUCCGCGUCAUGCGCACUAUAUUGGAGACAAUUUGGAAGCAGCAGGAUCUGCGGGAACAUUCCGGCAUGACUGAGAUGAAGCAAUGGUGGCUUUGUGCCGACAGCAGCGUUGCGGUUCCUUGGUUUGUCUAA